AGUGUCAUCCUCAACAGCGCUUUAAGACGCCUUUGUGGCCUGCUCGAGUCAGACUUGCCACGUACACCCUGCCAAGCAGAGGGGGCUCGCUGGUAAUGCAUGUGAGCCAUUUCUGUCUUGCGGUUAAAGAUGUUCUUUGAGGUGAUUGUGUUCUGAUAUGCCCAACCCCCCCCAGCGCCUUUGUUGGUUCCUUGUAUGACCUCACAGAAAAGUGAUGCUUUGGCUUUCAUUUCAGUCUGGGCCUGGCCUACUUCGAGCUCUGCUGAGGGCCUGCAUCACUGUCAGUGUGAAAUCAGGCCUUGAUGGAGCGGGGGCUUGUGUGGGGUGGGGGAGCCACUCAAAGCUGUCCUCUCAUGGCCAUAGCUGACCUCUGACCUCAGGAGGCACAGUGUGGGCAGCGUGAAACACACUGCUUCUGAGGACCAGUGAAAGUCUCCUUUGAGUGAGUGGGACUUCCAUCACCUGGUCUGAAAUGGUCACUGUUGAAGACUGUGACACCUUUUCACGGCACAACUGGCCACUUUGUCUGUGCUGAGAUCUUCAGAGGAGGAAGAGGAGGACUCUGUGCUGGAGACCCACCUUCCUGGCUGUCCGUCGCAUUUGCGAGUGCUUCUGUAGUUUCCCAGUAUGUAGAUUGUUGUUUAAAUAGCUUUUUACAUCAUCAUCAUCAUCAUCAUCAUCAUCAUCAUCAGCCUCUGGCCAAGGGUCCCACAAAGGGGGGGUCGGACGAUUAGUAAAAAAUUUAGAACAUACCGCAUAGACCCAAAUAAAAGAGGUUUUUUUUUCCUCAAAAUACAUUUGAAAAAGUGGGGUCAUCUUAUAUUUGUGAUUUAGACAAAAAAGAGAAUGAAUGGUGCCAAAUACGAUAUUUUGUAACGAGUGUUUUGCGUUACCGUAAUAUAGAUUUGCCGUGAGAUUUCUUACGUGAGACUGCCCUGGCUGUUUGUGUGUUCAGCCUGUAUCCCUGAGUGUCGUGUGAAUCGCUGGCUUCCCUGCCUGUGCCGCUGCUGGAAUUAAACUGAUGGUGGCUGUUAAUAAAGACAGUAACAUUCAUUUUUAAAGAGCUGUCAUAUCAGUUAUUAAUAUGGCUCAGUCUUUCUCCGCAGUACGUUUAUUUUUACUCGUGGAUCUGCUUCAUUGAAAACGUUCUGGGCUCUUAAGAGUUAUGGAGUUUGUAAUAUUCAUUAUUCCCAACCCCUCCCCCCAAUAAUACAUUUGUUUUUUGCAAUGUUUGCUGUUUAAUAUACUUGUUAUCUGGUUGCCUGUGAUUGCUUUUUAAGCUGUGGCUACUGGUCAACUUACUAUAUGUUCUUAAAAUAAUUUUUCUUUAUAAAGCUAAGAUUUGGUGUUCCAUACACAUCUUUUCUAAAAAGAGUGGCCAAAAAGUGGGGAGGUCAUCUUAUAAUUGGGGUUGUCUUAUAUUCGGGCCAAUAUGGUAAUUGGACUGGUCUGCCUUGGGUACCCGAUAUAAUUAUACUCAUGGGGCCCAAAAUCUCCGGCGGCACCCCGACUGUAAUCACUUGAGUCCUCUUUUCCAGUUCUGGACCGGCUGCUGGGAGAGCUCGAGAGGUUCCUGAUGGUCCUAGAUCGUGAGAACCUGAGCAGCGAGGCCACAGUGCAGAAGAGCCUGCUGUCUGAGCUUCUGAAGGACUACCUGACAGCCAGCGGUGUGAAUUCGGCAUCUGACGAGGAGUACAUCUACAUGAACAAGGUGUUAGUCAGCACACCAGUGCUGGAGAAGAGCGCAUGUGAUGGAGCAAACCUUCUGGGUGCCUCAACAACCAGCCGGGAAGACAAGCCUCCUCUGCCAAGCCUCCCCCAGCCUCUACUGUGCUCAUUGCUGGACUCCCCUGAGGGUUACUAUGAAGAGGCUCAGCCUUAUGACACUGCAACCAAUGAUGACGGCGAGGCCGUCAGCAGCUCCUAUGAGUCGUAUGAUGAGGAUGAGGCGGCCAAGGGCCGGUCAGCUGCUCAGCACCAGUGGCCGUCCACUGAGGCGUCCAUCGAGUUGAUGAAGGACGCUCGCAUCUGCGCCUUCCUCUGGAGGAAGAAAUGGCUUGGCCAGUGGGCCAAGCAGCUGUGUGUCAUCAAAGAGCAGCGCCUCCUGUGUUACAAGACUUCCAAGGACCAGAACCCCCAGCUGGAGGUCAGCCUGCUGGGCUGCACCGUGGUCUACAAGGAGAAACAGGUGAAGAAGAAAGAGCACAAGCUGAAGGUGGUCCCCGUGGGUGGAGAGGCCAUUGUGCUGGGUCUGCAGAGCAAGGAGCAGGGCGAGCAGUGGUACAAGGUCAUCCAGGAAAUCAGCGGGAAACCUUUGGAAAGUCCCGAAGUGGCCCAGCACCUGUCCGAUUCCCCGCGACACAUCUGCGCCAAGGGUGAGCUCAGCGAGAGACACUCUGCAGCCUCAGAAAGCGGCAGCAGCACUGACAGCCAUGCGGAAGCCACAGACGCCAAAGAUGGUGACUGGAAGAAGCGAUACGGCGCAGCUCUGAAGCUGAGCAACCUGAUGAACAUCGGUAAGAAGAAGCCCUCCGCCUUGGAGAGUCCGGAGAAGACCAUGGAGACGUCAGGGUACCUUAACGUCCUGGCAAACAGCCAGUGGCGAACACGCUGGUGUACCAUUAAGGACGGACAGCUGUGGUUCUACCAGGACAAGGGGAAGACCAAAGUGGCCCAGCAGCCCUUGGGCCUGGAGGGCUGCAUGGUUGUUCCAGACCCCAGCCCAGAACACCUCUACUCCUUCACCAUCCAGCAGGACGGGGAGCAGCUGGCCACGUUGGAGGCAAAGUCCUCUGCAGACAUGGGCCACUGGCUGGGCUUACUGUUGUCCCAGACUGGGUCCAAGACCAACCCAGAAGAUCUCACCUAUGACUAUGUGGACUCCGACCGUAUCUCCUGCAUCGUCAACGCAGCCAAAACCUCCAUGUACUUGAUGCAAAGGAGGAUUUCAGAGCCCAACACUUACAUAGACAGUCUGUCUGUGGCUCCUGGGGACCCUGAUGACAUCUAUGACAAUGUGGCCAACACUGAGCCGGAGUUGGAGCAGAACCAGGAUGCCCAGCAGAACAAGGAGGCUCAUAAGAGAGUAGAAGUCUCACAGACCAGUAAGGUAGACAUAGCUGAGCAAGAUGGGGUUGACCGAAUCUAUCUAGACCUCAUCCCUGUACAGUCUUUUCUGCAUGGUUGCCCCGGGAAGAAAGACCCUCCUCACUCGAGAGAGCGGAGCCCCAGUGACCAUCAUCAGGAGAAAGCGUCAGCGAGCCAGGAUGUGUCCCCUCCCAUACCCGAACCAAGGCCUCCACACACGCUGGUCGUUCCCUCUCAGCCAGCAGCCGCUGUUCCCCAGCUGCUGUCCAGACCUGAGCCAGAGUCGGCUAGCCCCCGCAACCGGGUCCACUCCCAACCUGCAAAGAUGUCUCUCGCCAGCCCGGAGCCCCUCAAGAAAGCCAUGUGCAGAUCAAACAGCCCUCAGCCCCACAAACAGGGCAGGCCCAGCUCCGAGGGCCUGGACCGGCCACGUGUUGCUGCACCUGCCGAGAUAAAACUGGGCAAGAAUCGCACAGAGGCCGACGUGCGGCGCUUCACUGAUGAACGGGACCAGCUGGAGAGGGAGAAGGAGCAGGUGCGGAACCAGCUGGCCAUGCUGCGUGGACAGAGGAAGGAGCUGAAGGAGGCUCUGGCUGCUGCCCGAGAGCCCAGCCUGCAGAGCUCACUGGAGCUGAAGCUGAAAGAUGCUGAAGAGGCCUGCAGAGUGCAGGAGCAAAAGAGGGUGGACCUGGAGCUCCAACUGGUGGACGUGAAAGAGAACCUGAAGAAAGUGGAGGCCGGACCCUUCACUCUAGGCACAGCUGUGGACAGCGGCCUCCUGGACAUGGUGAAGGUGACGGCACCCGGCACAGUGCCUGUGACGGCUUCUGCAAACGGAGAUGCUGCACCGAUCAACUCAGCCUCCACCCUGAAGAACAGGCCCCUGUCUCUCAUUGCGUCCAACAAGGGGAACGUCCUGCAAAAGGCCAAGGAAUGGGAGAAGAAGUCAACAACCUAGAGACCAGAUGACGGUCCCUCCCCAGGCUGAGGGCAGAGAACAAAACUCCACCCUCUGUUCUCCUGAAGACUGGAGGGCGUCCCGGAGACUGCCCUGACUCCUCGCAGUGUCACUGCUCUGACUCCUCGCAGUGUCACUGCCCUCACCCCAUCCCCCACCCCCGUCAUGGACAGAAAUCUCUGCUUCACACACAUUCCCAGGCCCUGUACUACGUUGUAGAAUAUUCCACCUUUAGUCUUAUUUUUAUUAUUAGAAGGGAUUUUAUAGUAUUGUUUUAAAAAACGUUUUUAUGCUUUGCACAUUGCAGAUUGGUUGGGCUUUACUGAUCUGGCAGAAUGAAAAGUACCACCCAGAUCUUUUGCCCCAAGGUACCCCCCAGAAAACCAGCAGCUUGGUACAAUUGGCGCUGAACACUGAGGACACCUAGUGGGUGGUGCUGGGCUUGCAGGCAGAAUGUAAAUACACAGUAGAGCCACUUGAAGCGUAAGCAUUGCCACAGAGGGGCACUUCAGGCGGAAGCGUAGAGUAGAAACACGCCAGUGUCAUUGUCUCUCCUACUCUGAGCAGCCAUGUCUGAUCUGCUUUUCUAAAUAAAAGAAUAUUUUUAAAAUA
Paramormyrops kingsleyae is the source of this 4657-nucleotide messenger RNA. NCBI's taxonomy places the organism in Eukaryota, Metazoa, Chordata, Actinopteri, Osteoglossiformes, Mormyridae. The record is from RefSeq and is a predicted model, not a curated record.